UGGUGAUUUCUCAAAAAGUCAAAAAUAGAGCUGACAUAUGGCUUAUUAUUGAACUACGGUUCUAUAGCCAAAGUAAUUAAAAUUCGUAUGUCAAAAAGGUAUUCGCACUAUGAUGUUUCUUCCGGCACUAUUCCUAGCAGCUAAGAGAUGAAAUCAAAACGUGUCCGUCAAUAAAUAAAUAAAUAAAAUGUGGUAUAGAUGCACAAUGGAAUACUGUUUGGCUAUGGAAAGAAAUAAAAUACUGUCAUUUGUGGCAAUGUGUAUGAACCUAGAGAAUAUGAUAUUCAAUGAAAUAAACCAUAGGCUGAAAGACGAAUACUGCAUGAGCUUACUAAAGGUGGAAUAUAGGAAAGUUGAUCUUGCAGAAGGUAAGCGUAGACUGGUGGCUACCAGAGUCUGGGGAGGGGUCUGGGAAGAAAAAGAUUAAGGGAGGCCAUUCAUUGGGUGCAAAGUUACAGUUAGAUAGAAAAAGUAACUUCUGGUGUUCUGUUACAUAGUUGGGUGACUAUAACAACUGUGGUAUAAUUACAGCAUACAUUUUGCGAUAGCUAGAAAACAGUAACUUGAAACUUAUCACUAGAAAGAAAUGAUAAUGGUUUGAGAUGAUGAACAGGCUAAUUACCCCCACUUUAUCAUAACACAAUGUACAUGUUUUGAAACAUUACACUAUACCCUAUAAAUAGUUGAAAUUAUGUGUCAAUUAUAGAAUAACCUACUAACAGAAAUAAAUAAAUUUACCAAUGCAAAAAGUUCCAAGUUCUGAAAACUGUGUUCUGUGUGUCUCUUGUAGAACACCUUUUCCACUUAACCAGAAUGUUUUCAACUUGGCCUUUCCCUGUACUCUCUGCUUGUCCAGAGACUGAAGAAUAUUCAGCUAAUUUUUAUUGUGAAACAUGUUAUCACUGACCUGUUUUGCUCAGUUAUUGGUAAGUAUAUUACAUGUAUUUGUAAUUAGUCCAACAAUACAAUUUUAUAUAUGUUGUUAUGCAUAGCAUUCAUUUUAAAAAAUAAUGUAAGAAAUAAAAAUGUAUGCAUGAUGUCUUUUACAGUGACAUGAUGUCUUCUACAGUGACAUGAUGUCUUCUGCAGUGACAUGAUGUCUUCUGCAGUGACAUGAUGUCUUCUGCAGUGACAUGAUGUCUUCUGCAGUGACAUGAUGUCUUCUACAGUGAUGUGAUUGUUUUUACUGGUGCUUUGGUCAUAUCAUGUAGAUUCAAAUUAUUCUCUUUGGUUAUUUGAUUUUUCCUUCCUUUCUUCCUUCCUUCCUUCCUUCUUUUUGGUUAUUUGACAUUUCUUUCUUUCUCUUUUUUUCUUUCCUUUUUUUCUUUCUCUCCCUUUCUUUCUGAGGUCUCCCUCUGUCGCCCAGGCUGGAGUGCAGUGACACGAUCUCAGCUCACUGCAGCCUCCACCUCCUGGGUUCAAGUGAUUCUCCUGCCUCAGCCUCCCAAGUAGCUGGGACUAGUGGCACCUGCCACCAUGCCCAGCUAAUGUUUAUAUUUUUACCUAGCUGAAAUCAACUCAGUUUUUGUUGACCUGGAAAGGCCUUAUGUUGCUUUUAUUUUUUAUUGAUAGCUUUCUCCUUCAGAGGAUUAUUUCCUGACAGGUUUUCUUCGAUGAGUAGACAAAAAGAUUUUUGUUUUUACAAGGUUGUAUUUUUAAGAUGUUGGCUCAAGUUAGUUUUUCUCCUUUCCUACAGGUGGCUAAAAGGAGAAAGAAAAAAGAGGAAUACAGCUUAGUAGUCCCUGCUUUUACUUUCAAAAGAAUAUGCAAGUUAAAAGGAGUAUGAUUAAGCUUGGUGGGUGAGGAACAUGUGGAGGGAGAGAUGAAUGCAUUUCAUAUGAUGAAUGAGAACUGUCAGUAGGAAUGUAAAAGAAGAGGAAAGAUAAAUGGGUGGUUGGCUAGCUCCUUGAAAGAGGCGGUGUGCAUGAGGGCCAUGAGGACAAGAAUGAGAAACAACUCAAUAAAAGGGCAGUGCAGGAGGUUUUUUUUUUUUUUUUUAAAGAAAGAAGACAAAAAGAUUUAAAUGGAGUUGAAAGUCUUAGAAAGGGCAACUAAAUUAUGAUCUAAAAAUGGAAAUGAAAUUGUUUUAAAAUUGAAUGGAAAAUAAAAUUAUAUUGAUGGCAGGUGAUGAUAUGUUGGACUGAGAUGCUGAGACCAGGAAGAAUAAAGCUUGUGGACAAUAGAGGUCUGUGAGUUGUUUGGUCCUGACUUAGGCCAAAUGGAGGACAUGCUUUUUAGAGAAUUAAAGAUGACGCAUGAGAGCACAGCCAUGCUGUAGCUAAAGAAGCUGAGCACUUGCGCUGUGCUAAGACCCACAGGUUUGUGAAAAUAGAAGUCACAAUUUUAACAUACAAUCUAACACACAGCUUAGACUAAGAAAGCAAAUAGGCAGUGAUAAUGAUGAUUAGUGUUAAGUUUAGUUUUAAUAGGACCGUAUUUGAUGGGUGUCACAGAAGCAACAAAAAAAAAAGGUCUUUGCUAUAAAAUGUGUGUGUAAAACAUUCCUGUGUGUGGAAGCUGUAAGGAAACCUGAGGGACAGGGUGGUGGAAUACCCCUUUGACACUUCAUAUCUAAAAAACAUCUCUUGGCAUGGACAGUUUUUAUUAAACAUUCCUUGCUUGAAACAGAUGUACACUGCUAUACUCUAAAUGUACCUGGGCAAACUGGUGAGCGAUGGCAGUCUACACUUUGCUCCAUGUCUGGUGCCCAGACUCCGAACUGUGUCCUCAGGAAAAUGGGGCACUUUGCCCAUUUAGGUCAGGUAGAGGUGGCAUUUUUCUGAUUCUCACAAAGGUACUUUUGGCCUACCUCUUACCAUGAAAUCAGGGAUUACAGGGGAACAUUAGUGAGGGCAACCAUGAAUUACUUUAACCAGGAGUAACGCAGUGGAAAAUCUGACGUGUUUUACUAAUUUUGAAGGUUGGGUAAUUGGGAGAUUACUGUUUUGUUUAUAAGAACAGGCAGCAUACAACCCACUGGUCUGCAUAUACCUGGGGAAAUCAGCUUACGCAUAGGAAAGUUGGAGCACAGCUAUUUCUAAUGUAUUUUCUAGGAAUCAAAAAGUUUCAUUUUUCCGUUGGUGGCUCCCUUUCUUAAAAUCACAAAACCAAAGCUUGUACUAUUUUUAGGGUUGACAUGAAAAUUAUAGGCCUGGAGGGGAUGGGCUGAUGGCAUUGCUUCCUUAUAACCGCAUAUUGUGAGCCUCAUCUUACAAACAUGGACUCACUCCAGAGACUCAGCUGGGUAACUGUCUGUCAGCAUUAAUAACAGUGAGAGCUCAAGACUCAGGUGAGUGCGGGGAUGAGGCAGAAUUUUCUCAAUGAAGAGCUAGGACACUGCCUUUUCAUAACUUCAGUCACGUCUCAGGGAAUCACACCAAAGUGCAAUAGGUGAUUCUAAAUGAAAAAAGGCAACUUUAUGAAUGUUGACGCCAUACUAUAUCGAUCUUAUGCUUUGUUAAUUUUGUAAUAUUAUAUUUGAAUUGUAAUUGUAUUUUACUUAUUAUAACAUUUUUAAUAAUGAGAAUAAUAAUCUUCAAAAUUCAAAGAAAAUGGUAUUUCCUUACUAUAAAAAGUUCCCCAAGUUUUGCAUUCUUACAGUUUCCUCUGUAAGUUUUAAAUGUGCAAUUUACAUAUUAAAUGAAUGUGGCCAGUAUAUUUCAAUUUUGCUGUUAAAAUAUAUAACUUAAUUUUGUCUAACUUUAUUAGGAAAUAAUGUUUUCUUGUUCUGUGAUUUUUAACAUAUAAGACAGAGAAAGGAGAAGUCAAAACAGAAACAAUAUAUAGUGAUAAUAUAUAGUAAAAAAUAUAUAUAUAGUUGCCUAAUUGCAGCUCAUAAGGGCACCAAACCCUCAAGAAAAUAUAAUUGUACAAAAUCACUGUCUCUGAACAUCAGGAAAAGAACAAAGCAUUUUUAAGUGCUUCAAAUAUCUGCAUUUUAUGUAUUUAGGGAGGAAGGAUCUCAACUGCUCAUAGUAAGUGCACAUGAAGAAUAGAAGAUGCAGUUUUACAAAUUGCAAUUUUCAACUUGGAAAUAUUCCUCCAAAUUCAAUAUGUGACACAUCUGGUAAGAUUCUUAUUAUACUGUGAUGCACAGGAGCAUGAUUGUACAAGACUUUCACAUUUUUAGAAAAAGAGAGUGUUUUACUUAGCUGGUAUCUCCUCAGUUGACAUAAUCAGAAAGAAAUACUCUUCCAAAAGGAUUUUAGGCUUUUUCUAAACUGGUAGCAUAGAAUUUGUGAAGGUCCUCCAGUAGUUUUCUAUUGUCUACAUUUAAAGUAAUAAUUUUCCUGCUUAUUUUUUCCUCCAAGGAAGCUGGGAAUUAAGUGUCUUGAAAUUACAAAUAUCCUUAUCAGCAAGCAUUGUGCCUCCAGCCGCAAUCUACACUAAUUACAACUUCCAGAAAGUGACAAAUGCAUUACAAUCAUUCAAUGCAUCUGAUACUUACCAUAUUUAUUAUUUUCAUCUUGCUGUAUUUUAUAAAACUUCUUUUAACAGGCCUAAUUUUGGUGGAAACAUUUUUAUCUUUUCUAAGUUUGCCAGCUGGAUUUUUCCAUUUGCUAUUUAUUGCCACUUAACAAGUAAUCCCUUCUCCCUGGUACCUAAAAUUCAUAGGUCUAAGAAGGCUGCUCAAUAAAUGUUGUAAAAUGUCUGAUAAAAAUGAUACUUUUAUUGAUCUAAUAAAAACACUUUACAUUUAUAUAGAUUAUAUUUUAAAUCCACACAAGGGAGAGUGCAUCACUAUUCAAAUAAUAUUAUUAAUGUUUUAUAACAAAGAUGAGGAAGUAUACUUUAUCAGACUUCUUUUUCUACAAAUAAUGUAUCCACCAUAUACAAAACAGCUUUGGAUUCUUGUAAGUGGCUUUUUCCUUUUAUACACGCUUUAUCUUUGCUUUGGAUGUCUGAUCUAAGCUUAUGUUUUUUAUGAUUAGAUUUUCAUUCCUGGUUUGUAUAUCGGUGUCAUUCCCUUGUUAUACAUCAUUAUUUAUACACUUUGGGACUUAAGCAUAUUGAGAAUACACUGAGGUGAAAGGCAGUAUGAUGAGAGUAAACUUGAGCUUCAUUCCGUGUUUACCGAGUGCUCAGGAGCGUCAGCCCGGCCCCAUCGAACUUAGCUGUGACUUCUAACAGCGAGGGCUAAGCUGUGCAUUCAGAUUUUGAAAUGUUUCAUGGGUCACAUAGGACUCAAUGUUUCUUUUCACUGUGAACAACCCAAAAGUAGCAUCUGUGGGUUUUUUUCGCCAUUUUAUUUCACCCAAUUUGGCCUCAUAUUAAAGCAAAUUCCAUAAUUCUUCCAAAUACAAACAUGGAACACAGCUAAAUUUAAUAUUUGGGUUAAAAAUGACUUCUGCAGUAUGUUAAAGGCAAUUAUCAACUGCUUAGCUCGGGCAGGUGAGAAAAAUGUUUGACGAUACAAUCAAUUAAUCAUGCUCUAAUUACGACAACCAAGAUUGCUGAUCUCAUCUGGGAUCAGCAUCAAUGCUCUCAAGAGCCUCGCUGGAAAAAUACACCAUCUGAUCACGCAGAAGAUUAUUCUGUUUCAGUAUGUUUAAUCAUUUACAGAGUAAGGAGAAUGAAUUAGCAUAAACUGGGUUUUUUAUUCUGGUUCAUUUUUUAUUAUUAAGAUUCAUAAUGUGUGUGGUUGUUUUUUUUUUUUUUUUAAAGAAAGAGAAAGAGAAAGGGGAAGAGAGAACAGGAGACUUGCUCUAUUGCCCAGGCUGGAAUGCAAUCUAAAAAUAGGUAUUAAAAACUUCUUUUAUGCCGAUAAUUGUGCUUAACAGCGGAGACAGGAAGGAAUAAGGAAAGAAAAUAACAAACAGUCAACCAAUGUUUCAUUUAAGUCUGAAAUGCUAUGCAAAUGCUUAGGAGUGAUUUACUUCCAAUUAUGUGGUCACUUUCAAAAUAGGUGUAGUUUGAUACUGAGAAAAACGUAAGUUCUGUGGACUGGGGUGAAGAAUUCUAUAAAUAUUCGCUGAGUUUACUUGUUCCAGGUCUAAGUUCUAAUCAUAGACGUCCCUGUUAAUUUUCUAUCUCAUCGAUCCGUUGAAUAUUAACAAUGUGGUGUCAAAGUCUCCCGCUAAUGAACUGGGUUUUUUUAGGGUGAAAAAAAAUUAAAAUUCUUAUCUGUGUUAUUUAACCUAAUUGUUUGCCCUAUAUCUUCUUUUGGUGUGUGGUUCGUAAUAUUUGUUAUAUUAACAAAACUAUGCAGAUUUAUGGUUAAUAACUCAUACAUAUAUUAUCUCAUAUUCAAAUACAUUUUUCUAGUACUGAAGUGUGAUCUUUAAAAUUCAGAUACCAUUAAGUCUUUAAUUUAGAGUUACUUUGUUUUCUUUUUCUGAUUUUUAACUUGGCAGCAGAACUUAACUGCACUGAUGGUGUAGAUGUAUGCUACUGGAAAUCUUUCAUUGUUUGUUUCUAAGAUAAAUGCAUUUACUUAUUAAAGUUUUAUAGAAAGUAAUAACCAUUUAAUCAACUAGAUGUUUCCUUUAUAAAAUCAAACAUAUCUGAUGGUUUUAGAGCAACUUUUUUCAGUCACUAAUUUUUGAUUAUUAUCCAAGGAUACUCAGUGUCAACAUUUUUGCAUCAUCUCAUAUAUUUUUAUUUAUAAAAUUGUAUAAUGAUAAGUGACCUUGAAACAGACACACUUUCAUUACAAAAAUCUGAGUGAAUUAAAAGGUGUUUCACUUUUUUAAUGUUACGAAGCUAAAAUCGUUCUUAGCCCUGGAUUAAAGUAAAAUGAUAAAUGAUGUCUGAAUCUUGGCCAAAUAAAAUGAAAUGGUAACAGCAGACUGUUCUGCAAAAUGUCACAAGGUGUUACAGUAUUGAAGUUAUCCCAAGAAAACUUGAGAGAAAUUAUCUUUCUUAUUGAAAACCAAGUAUUUUUCUAGGCAUGGUAGAGUAUCUCUGUACUAAAUGAAGUCUCAGGAAGAAGACCAACGUGUGACUAUUUUGAUGCAACUUCAUGGUGGAAACAAAGUAAUUCAAAAUAGUGGCUGGGCUCGGUGGCCCUCACCUGUAAUCCCAGAACUUUGGGAUGUCAGAAGUUCAAGAUCAGCCUGGCCAACAUGGUGAAAUUGCCUCUACUAAAAAUAUAUAAAUUAGCUGGUGUGGUGGUGGGUGCCACUUGGGAGGCUGAGGCAGGAGAACUGCUUGAACCCAGGAGGCCAAAGUUGCAGUGAGUAGAGAUCACACCACUGCACUCCAGCCUGAGCAACAGACUCUGUCUCAAAAAAAAAAAAGUUAGUGUUUAUCUUGUUGGUAAUGGAGAAGAAAAUAUUUAAAAAUGUGUUCUGAAAUAAAGAGAGAUCACAUAAUAGACCUCUGAGAUGUGAACUAAACUGAGAGACAGCCAGGACCAUUUCUGUAUCAUAUAUAGUAAAUUAGGGUUUGAUUAAGCAGAAUAAUGUCCCCCAGUCCCUAUAAGGAUAUUGACAUCUGAAUUCCAAGCUAUCACAUUAUACAUUACAAUUAAUGGCAAAGAGAAUAUAAGGGUGCAUAUGAGAUUAAAAUUGCUAAUACGCUGAUGAAAUAUCAUGAAUCAUCAUGGUGAGUCCAGUAAAAUCACAAGGGUCAAAAACCAUGGAACAGUGAUGAUGAAUAAAUUGUAUCAAAAUGAUAGAUCCUGAGAAAGACUCAACUGAAUAUAUUUUUAAUUGUUUUAGUGAGUCUUCAUAUUAACAUACAUUUAAUUCGAUUUCACAGUACAAUUACUAUUCAUUUUACAUGUCUGCUGCUGAAGUGCUAAAUAUAAAUGAGAACCUGGAACAAGGAUAUGAUUAAUGAGUGGAAGGCCAAGGUGCAUGAGGAAUAUAGAUAGUAUGCACCUUAUACAGGCAUACUGGAAAGUGUAUUUAUUAUAUGUAGAGAUUCAUAGUAGUUAUAUAUGUAUAUAUUUAUUUGGUUUAGAAAGUAGUGCAGGAGACACAUUAUCAAGAAUUUAUAUAAGAUGGGGUUAAUCAGGAAAAUGAGACUAAACGAUGAUGACGAUGGUAAUAAUUUGGAACACUGAUGAAAACACUGAUGACAUAAAUCUGUUUUUCAGGUCUUCCAAAUAUGUUUCUUCUACAUCAUUAGGAUGAACACACAUUUCAGAUGUUAUCUUUCAAAAGGGUCUUUUGUUUUCAAGCUGGCAUUGGAAUCUCAGCCAACAGCUCUCUUCUCCUCUGGCACAUUUUCACAUUCUUUAAGGACCACAAGCCUAAAAACCGUGACCUGGUCAUCUGUCACUUGGCCUUUGUCCACAUAGUGAUGCUAGUCAUUGCAGCAGAGUCAUCGUCUCCAGACAUGUUUGAGUCACUAAAUGUUCAGAAUAACUUCAGAUGUAAGGCUUCGUUCUAAACAUACAAGGUAAUGAGGGGCCUCUCCAUCUGCACCACCUCGCUCCCAAGCAUGCUUCAGGCCAUCACCAUAAGCCCCAGCACUUCCUGGUUGGUGAGAUUUAAACAUAAAAUCACAAAAUACAAUAUCCCGGGUUUAUUCUUUUUUUGGUCCCUCAAUUUGUCUUUCAAUAGUGGCAUGAUCAUCUAUAUUGUAGGUUUUUCCAAUGUGACCCAGAUAAUUCUGAAUGUCAAUAAAUACUGCUCACUUUCCCCAAUGAAUGUGAUCAUCAGGAGGCUGUUUAAGACUCUGUCGUUAUCUAGAGACGUCUUCUUUGUAGGAAUCACGCUGCUCAAGUCAAGUGCAUACAUGGUGAUUUUCUUGUCCAGGCAUCAGAGGCGCUCCCAGCACCUUCACAGCAACAGCUUUUUAUUAAGAACUCCCUAGAAAAGGGCCACCGAGACCAUCCUGCUGCUGGUGAGUUUCUCUGUGGUUGCAUACUCACCGGACUUUAUUGUCUCAUCCUCCACAAUGCUGUUAUGGGUAUACAGUCCUAUCAACUACAGGGUCAACAGGCUGAUGUUCAAUGCCUCUGCCACUGUCAGUCCUACGGUGCUAAUCAGAUCUGAUAAAAGAAUCAUCGAUAUUCUGCCAGAGGUUCAUUGGAAUUGCCAUCCAUUUUUUAAAAGUUAGUGAUAAAUUUUUCUAAAAGUUAUUUUGUUGUCAUCAAUGAAAUUAUUGAAAAACACAGACUUUGCUAUCUGAUUUAAAUAAAAUGUGGAAUUGCACUUUUGUAAUAUCUUUUUUUUUUUUUUUUUUAGACUGAGUUUUGCUCUGUCAUCCCAGCUGGAGUGGAGUGGUGCAAUCUCAGCUCACUGCAACCUCCACCUACAGGGUUCAAGCAAGUCUCCUGCCUCAACCUCUCAAGUAGCUGGGAUUACAGGCAUGUGCCACCAUGCUCAGCUUUUUUUUUUUUUUUUUUUUUGUAUUUUUAGUAAAGGCAGGGUUUCACCUAUUUGUCAGGCUGGUCUUGAACUACUGAUCUCAAGUACUUUGUCCACCUCAGCCUCCCAAAAUGCUGGAUUACAGGUGUGAGCCACUGCGCCCAGCCUAUCUUAGUAUUUUUUAAAUUUGCUUAGAGUACACCAUUAAGAAUUAUAUGGUGCCCUCAGUUCAGUGUCCCCCAUGAUUUAAUAUCCCCAAAGCAUGUCUCUCACUUCUUAAUUUCAACUUUACCUUUAUACAGGAAAAUAUUGUUUUUUCUUUUUUUUGAGACGAAGUUUCACUCUUGUUGCCCAGGCUUGAGUGCAGUGGCACAAUCUCAGCUCACUGCAACCUCCACCUCCUGGGUUCAAGCAAUUCUGCCUCAGCCUCCUGAGUAGCUGGGAUUGCAGGUGCCCACCACCAUAUCCAGCUAAUUUUUGUAUUUUUAGUAGAGAUUAGUUUCACCAUGUUUGCCAGGGUGGUCUUGAACUCCUAACCUCAAGUAAUAUGCCCACCUUGGCCUUUCAAAGUGCUGGGAUUACAGGCAUGAGCCACCGUGUCCAGACAAAUAAUUUUUCUAAGCAUGCUUUCAAAAUUCAUUUUUAAAUUAUGCACAACAAAGGUUUCAAAGUACAUAUAGAUUGUAAAAUCAUUACAUGUAAUUAACUAAUGUGUUAUCCAAGUUAUUUUGUGGUGAAAACAGUUAACAUCCACUAUCUUCACACUUUUCAAGACUGUACGAUCUCAUCAUUAACCAUAGCCACCUCGCUGUUUAAAAGAUCUCAUUGAAUUUAUUUCUCUGAUAUAAUUGUAAUUAUGUUCCCUUUGGCCAAAUCUUUUUAUCCUCCCCUACUCUCUAAUCACCUUAGGGUCUGGGAACUACCAUUUUGGUCUCUACUUUUAUGAGAUCAACUUUUUUAGAUCCCACUGUGGUAAAAUCUUUUCGUACUUGUCUUACUAUACCUGUUUUUUUUUUUUUUUCACUUAACAUAAUGUUUUCCAGGUCUAUCUAUGUUGUUUUGUUUUAUUUAAUUUUAUUUUUUAUGAGACGAAGUCUUGCUCUGUCUCCCAGGCUGGAGUGCAGUGGUGCAAUCUUGGCUCACUGCAACCUCCGUCUCCCGAGUUGAAGCGAUUCACCUGCCUCAGCCUCCCGGGUGGCUGGGAUUACCUGCCACCAUGCCCCGCUAAUUUUUAUAUUUUUAGUAGAGAUGGGGUUUCACCAUGUUGGCCAGGCUGGUCUCGAACUCCUGACCUCAGGUGAUCCACCUGCCUUGGCCUCCCAAAGUGUUGGGAUUACAGGCGUGAGCCCCUGUGCCCAGCCCAUCUGUGUUGUUUUCCAUGGCAGGAUUUCGUUGUUUGUGUUGAGAAAUAGCAUUUCAUAUGGGUUUCUAUGCCAUGUGUUCUUUAUCUGUUUGUCCCUUGAUGCAUACUAUGAUUAUUCCAUAGUUUGGCUAUUGUCAGUAGUGCUGUGAUAAAUAUGAGAGCAAAGGUAUCUCUUUAACAAACUGAUUUUAUUUCCUCUGGAUAUGUGCUCGGUAGUGGGAUUGCUGCUUCAUACAGUAGUUUUAUUUUUAGUCUGAGAAACCGCUACUCUUUUACAUAACGGCUGUAUUCAUUUUUAUUCAGACCAACAGUGCAUAAAAGUGUCCUUUUCUCCACAUGUUGCCAACACUUGUUAUCUUUCGUCUUGUUGGUAAUGACCAUGCUAAUUUCAGUAACAACUGUAUUACUUUAUAUUUCUCUGAUGACUGGUGAUAUCGAGCAUUUUUUCAUAUACCUGUUGACUAUAUAUAUAUAUAUAUCUUGUUUUGAGAACUAUCUAUUUAGGUUUUUGCUCAUUUUAAAUUUGAGUAAUUAUUAUUAUUUCUGCUGUUGAGUUAUUUGAGCCCCUUAUAUAUUUUGAAUAUUAACUCCUUGUCAGAUGCACAAUUUGCACAUUUUCUCCCUCUUUUUUUUUUGAGACAGAGUCUCGCUCUGUCACCCAGGCUGGAGUGCUGUGGCUCGAUCUCAGCUCGCUGCAACCUCCACUUCCCAGGCUUAAGUGAUUCUCCUCUCUCAGCCUUCCCAGUAGCUGGGAUUACAGGCACCUGCCACUACGCCUGGCUACUUUUUUGUAUUUUUAGUAGAGACAGGGUUUCACCAUGUUAGCCAAACUGGUCGAGAACUCCAGACCUCAAGUGGUCCGUCUGCCUUGGCCUCCCAAAGUGCUGGAAUUACAGGCGUGAGCCACGAUGCCUGGCCUGUAGUUUGUUGUUUCAUUCUGUUGAUUGUUUUCUAUAUCAUGUAGAAGCUUUUAUUUUAAUAUUUUAUUAACUUUUUUUCUCUUUUCUGGCUUUAAUACAAAAGUAAGACAUUUUGCUGUCACCGCUUUUAUGAGCUUGUUUUCAUGUUGGUUUUAUGAAGUUUGACCUUUUUUAAAAUUAAGAUUUAUUUAAAAUUGACAUCUAAUUGUACACAUUUACGGGCCACAGUGUUAUUUCAGUGCAUUUAUUCAUUGUAUAGUGAUAAAAUGAGAAUAAUGAACAUAUCCAUUGUUUUCAACAUUUGUUAUGUCUCUGUGCUGAUAACUAUAAAAUUCUUUUCUUUUUUUUUGGAAUGCACUUAGGGCAUAAAAAUUCUCUCUUCUAGCUAACUUAACCUAUGUUAUAAUAUAUUAUUACUAGUUAUAGUCAACUUACUGUGUAAUAGAACACAAAAAUUUAUUCUUUCUGUGAGGGUUUUUUAAAUUAAUUUUUUCUUUUUUCUUGAGACACAGCCUUGUUCUGUUACCCAGGCUGGAGUGCAGUCGAAUGAUUUCAGCUCACUACAACCUCCACCUCCAGUGUUCAAGCAAUUCUUGUGUCUCAGGCUCCCAUGUAGCUGGGAUUACAGGCACAUGUCAUCAUGACUGGCUAAUUUUUGUAUUUUUAGUAGAGAUGGGUUUCACUAUGUCUGCCAGGCUAGUCUCCAACUCCUGGCCUCAGGUGAUUGACCCACCUCGGCCUCCCACGUGCUAGGAUUACAGGUGUGAGCCACCUCGCCCAGCCUAUUCUUUCUGUUAAAUGGUAAUGCACUCAUCGGCAAACCUGUUCUCAUCUCCUCCUCUCCACACCCUUUCCAGCCGCCGGGUAACCACCGUUUUACUCUACUUCCAUGAGGUUAGGUUUAAGUUUCACAUAAAAAGGACAUCAUGUGAGGUUUGUCUCUCUAUGCUCUGCAUAUUUCACUUAACAUAAUAUCCUCCAGGCACAUUCACGUUGCUGCACGGAUUAUUAUUCUGGUUUAGAAAAAAAUAGUGUGGAGAGUUUUCCAAAAAUUAAAAAUAGAACUACUCUAUGAUUCAGCAAUUUCAAUACUUGGUAUAUAUCAAAAGGAAGUAAAAUCAGUAUGUCAAAGUCCCAUGUUUAUUGCGGCACUAAUUAUAAUAGCCAAACUAUUACUUCACUUAAGAAGUGUUUUCGUCUCUUUUUGAUACAUUACAUUUCUAAACUUUUAAAGCAUUUAUAUCUGGUUUUCAGUUUGAGAAACUAUUUGAUCACCAAUUCUUUAAAUAUUGCCUUUCAUUUUUUAUAUAGUCUAGUAAAGCAAUUAGGUGUUCAUUUCUUCUCAAUCCAGUCUUCCUUUAUGUAUAAAUAUGUUUCAUUCUCUAUUAACUUGUCUUCUGUAAAAUAUGUAACUACAUCAGUUUUGCUUAGUAUUCUGCCUUACUGGCCUCUCCUCAGCUCAGUGUAUUUUAAUAUGCAACCCGUAUUUUGCACAUUACAUGGUUUCGCCACAUUUGUAAUCGCUUACUUUCAAUUUCCUUUUUUGUCAGAUAUGAUUUGAGAAGCUUACUUUUUGUUGUUGUUUACUUUGGUUUUCUGUUUUUUUUUUUUAUUGUAAUGACAAAUAUUUUAACAUAAGCCAAAUAUCUGAUGUUUAUGUACCAUAUAAUUUCUUUUCACUCUUCAUGUUGGUAGUUUAUCUAAUUAUGUGCAAUAUAAUGUAUAACUUAGUUUUCACAUAUGGAAGAUACCAUAUUUGGAAUGUCUCCAGUCUGUAUAUUUCUUUGCUGGUUCCAUUUGCCUUGUUGAAAGUUGAACAACCCACGUGAAUCUGAUGUUCUUGUGAUUAGUCCUAUCUGAAUAGAGCAUGUGCUUUUUAGGUUGACUGUUCCUCUGGUUUAAUCCCUUCAUUUACUUCUGGUCCUGGGAAUUUCUCAUAUUUUUCUUCAACUAUAUUUAGCAUAAUACAGAUUUUUUAACUUGUUGAUAAUUUUGAUUAUCAGUAUUAAAUGUUUAAAAAUAUAUAUUAUUUUCUUGCAAAGCAUAAAUAGGCAACAGUUGCAUACAUUAGUAAAAUAUGUCACAUAGAUUGUCUAUGACAUAAAACAUCAUCUCAUGAGAAAUCUCAAGUUUCUUCAUGUAGAAGACCUCCAUCCCAAUACAUCUAUUGUAGUAAUUUGUGAAGUGUGAUUACUCUUUACUACUGUGUAUGUAUUAUAUAUGUAUUAUCCACAGAUUUCAGAAAUACUCCACUGCAAUGAAUAUAUAGCCAGAAUUACUGUUUUAUAUAAUAUAAAGCUAAUAUGGUUUAUUUAUCUUAAUUCAGAUUUUUUUCUACAAUUGCCAUUAUUUCUCAUUAUCACUUCCCUGAUGUCAAAAACAUAAUGUGGAUUUUGAUUUUUUAAAUAAUCCGAAAGAUGUUGAAAAGGGUUCUAAAUGGAGUUUACAGGUGGCUAGAUAGUACUUGUUAAUUACCUUUAACUUUUUUUUAACAUUUGUUGAGUAUAAUUGACAAACUAAAAGUGUAUAUAUUUUAGGAUGUAGAAUAUGAUGCUUUGAGACAUGUAUACAUUUUUUAAUUACCUUGGUUAAACUAAUUAACGUAUUUAUCACUUUACAUAGUUACUUUAUGUGUCUGUGUGUGUGUGAGUAUGUGUGGUAAGAUUACUUGAGAUUUGAUUUUGAAAAAAUUUUAAGUAUACAGUAUUAUUAACUAAGUUUAGUCACCAAUUUGUAUGUCAUAUUCCCAGGAUUUAUUUAUUUUAUAGGUGAAAGUAUGUAUCUUUUGACUGAUACCUUGUCAUUCCCUCCCACAUCCUAGCCUGUAGUAAUUAUUAUUCUUCUGUUUCUAUGAGUCUAAUUUUUUAAAGAUUCCACAUAAAUACAAAAUCAUGCAGUACUUGUCGUUCUGUGUCUGGCUUAUAUCACUUAGCCUAAUGUCUUCAGGGUUCAUCAGUGUUGUUGAAAAUAGUAGAAUUUUCAUCUUUAUUAAAGAUCAAUUACAUAUAUAUUUUUCAGUUUCUUUAUAUAUGCAUCUAUUUAUGGUAAGUAGUGACCUCUCUGAAUUAUCAAAUUAUCUUUUCUAUAAUAUCAUUCAAACAUGAUAUUGUUUUGUAUUUAUUAUUAAAAUUAAUUUCCUGUCUUUAAAA
Molecule: messenger RNA, 14692 nt
Organism: Callithrix jacchus (white-tufted-ear marmoset)
Lineage: Eukaryota; Metazoa; Chordata; Mammalia; Primates; Cebidae
Product: putative vomeronasal receptor-like protein 4
Biological process (GO): G protein-coupled receptor signaling pathway
Cellular component (GO): membrane
Molecular function (GO): pheromone receptor activity
Source: RefSeq, a predicted model, not a curated record